Messenger RNA from Aspergillus melleus, 2511 nucleotides. RefSeq names its product mRNA splicing protein SYF1 (gene SYF1). The transcript has 5 exons. The record is from RefSeq and is a predicted model, not a curated record. Gene Ontology annotation, molecular function: protein binding. The coding region runs from base 1 to 2511 and encodes 836 amino acids. Gene Ontology annotation, cellular component: Prp19 complex; U2-type catalytic step 2 spliceosome; post-mRNA release spliceosomal complex. Lineage: Eukaryota; Fungi; Ascomycota; Eurotiomycetes; Eurotiales; Aspergillaceae. Gene Ontology annotation, biological process: mRNA splicing, via spliceosome; generation of catalytic spliceosome for first transesterification step.
AUGGACCGAACAACGGCCUCUGGGCCCGAUCUUUAUCUGAUCGCUGAUCAGGACACGGUUUAUGAGCAAGAUUUGCUUCGCGAUCCGCACAAUGUCAAACCGUGGCUUGCUUAUGUCGAAUAUAAGCAGCAACAUGGCACGCUCUAUGAGCAAGCUUUUGUAAUGGAGCGCGCGUGCAAACAACUCCCCAGGUCCUACAAACUAUGGAAGAUGUAUCUUGAAUUCCGUACGAACCAUUUACGAGGCCGGAACCCGACUGUGUACCGGGCCGAAUUUUUAAAAGUCAACGCGCUUUUCGAACGCGCCCUGAUCCUGCUCAACAAAAUGCCGCGGAUAUGGGAGAUGUAUCUCUCUUUCUUGCUCCAGCAGCCCCUCGUGACGCAGACCCGGAGGACCUUCGACCGUGCAUUGAGGGCCCUUCCCAUCACUCAACACAAUCGCAUUUGGAGACUCUACAAGCCGUUCGCUCGGUCUGCUUCCGGUCAAACCGCCGUCAAGAUUUGGUCUCGUUAUAUGCAAAUCCAUCCGGAGAAUGCUGAAGAGUACAUCGAGCUACUCGUCGAGAUGGGCCAGUACACGGAGGCCGUGAAGAGGUACAUGGAGAUCCUGGACAACCCCCGAUUCCAAUCGAAGGAAGGAAAGAGCAACUUCCAGCUGUGGACCGAGAUGGUGGACUUGCUAGUGUCGAAAGCAAAGCAGAUCGAAACCGGUUUACACGUUGGAAUCGAUGUGGACGCCAUCCUCCGCAGCGGCAUCGAACGGUUUGCUGAUCAGCGCGGUAAAUUGUGGGCUGGAUUGGCGACAUACUGGAUCACCAAGGGUAAUUUCGAGAAAGCGAGAGACGUCUUCGAAGAGGGUAUCGUCACCGUCAUGACGGUUCGAGAUUUCACGUUGAUCUUCGACUCCUAUGUUGAAUUCGAAGAGUCGAUUAUCGGGAACCUUAUGGAAUCGGCGGCAACCCGCGCUGACAACGGCCAGUCCGACGAGGAUGCGGAUUUCGAUCUUGACCUACGAAUGCUUCGAUUCGAACAAUUAAUGGACCGACGACCGUUCCUUGUUAACGACGUGCUACUCAGACAGAAUCCCAACAACGUCAUUGAAUGGGAAAAGAGGGUUGCAUUGUGGGGCGACAAUAAACACGAAAUCGUUCAGACCUACACGGCAGCUAUCGCGGCCAUUAACCCUAAAAAGGCCCAUGGCAAAUUCUCGGAAUUGUGGGUCAACUACGCCAAGUUUUACGAGUCUGGCGGCGAUUUUGAUACGGCCAGAAUCAUUCUUGAAAAGGCCGUCAAGGUUCCCUUCAAAUCCGUGGCUGAGCUCGCGGAGUUGUGGUGUGAGUGGGCGGAAAUGGAACUUCGGGGCGAGAACUUCGACAAGGCUGUUGAGGUGAUGGCCAAGGCAACGCAAGCACCGAAGAAAUCCACCGUCGACUACUUUGACGAAACGCUAUCGCCUCAGCAACGAGUUCACAAGAGUUGGAAACUAUGGAGCUUUUACGUCGAUCUCGUGGAAAGUGUUGCUUCGCUGGAAGAGACGAAGCAGGUGUACGAGAGGAUUUUCGAGCUGCGUAUCGCCACCCCUCAGACCGUUGUCAACUACGCCAACCUCCUGGAGGAAAACAAGUACUUCGAGGAUUCCUUCAAGGUCUACGAACGGGGCUUGGACCUGUUCAGCUAUCCCGUUGCGUUCGAAUUGUGGAACCUUUAUUUGACCAAGGCAGUCGACCGCAAGAUCGGAAUCGAGAGACUAAGGGAUCUUUUCGAACAGGCCCUGGAUGGAUGCCCCCCCAAGUUCGCCAAGCCUCUCUACCUGAUGUACGGCAACCUGGAAGAGGAACGUGGAUUGGCCCGACAUGCCAUGAGAAUCUACGAGCGUGCUACGCGCGCGGUAUCCGACGAAGAUAGAUUUGAGAUGUUCGAGUUCUACAUCACGAAGUCGGCCUCGAACUUCGGCUUGACCUCCACGAGACCUAUCUACGAGCGUGCCAUCGCGGCUCUGCCGGACCAGGAAGCCAAGGAGAUGUGCCUCAAGUUUGCCGAGAUGGAACGGAGACUCGGCGAAAUCGACCGGGCCCGUGCUAUCUACGGCCACGCCUCCCAAUUUUGCGAUCCUCGCACCAACGCCGGUUUCUGGCAGAAAUGGGAAGCGUUCGAAGUGCAACACGGAAACGAAGAUACUUUCAAGGAGAUGCUCCGCAUCAAGCGAAGCGUUCAAGCACAGUACAACACGGAUGUCAACUUCAUCGCCUCGCAAGCGAUUGCUCGCGGCCAGCAACAGCCGCAAGACGGCGACAAAGCAAACGAAGAUGGACAGGAUGGCGACGCAGGUGCCGCCGAGCGCGCUGACGCCAUGGCAGCCCUGGAACGACAAGCUCGUGCCCCUGUGGGCUUCGUUGCUGCCAGCACUGGGCCCGAAGGUGGCAACCGGCCUCCUCCCGCUGGUCAAGAACCGCCUGCUGCUCCGGUCAACCCGGACGCUAUUGACCUUGAUGAUGAUAUGGAUGCUGAAUAA